Melospiza georgiana is the source of this 4195-nucleotide messenger RNA. It is a transcript of the gene TMEM70, whose product is annotated as transmembrane protein 70. Lineage: Eukaryota; Metazoa; Chordata; Aves; Passeriformes; Passerellidae. Gene Ontology annotation, cellular component: mitochondrial membrane. The transcript is spliced from 3 exons. Gene Ontology annotation, biological process: mitochondrial proton-transporting ATP synthase complex assembly. The record is from RefSeq and is a predicted model, not a curated record.
AUGUCCUCAGAGGUGUUUUCCGACCCAGCCGAUUCUGGCAUUGCGCGGCUGGGCGGGAGAUGCUGACGGGGGCGCCGCGGAGCCGGAGCCGGCCGGAGCCUCCUCCUGCCGGAACCAAAGCGCGGCGCGGCGGCGGCGCACCGGGGGCUGUCGGUGUGGCACCGCCCGCCGUGUCCCCGGUGCGGCUGCGGCCCCGCCAUGCUCCCGCUGCUGCUGCUCCGGGCUGCCCCCGCCGCCGCCGCCUGCCGCCCCAUCGCCUCCGCAUGGCUGCGGGGCGCCGCGCACCCCGCCUGCCGCCACCGGGCCGCUGCCGCUGCGAGGCCCCAACAGGUUGCAUCUUUUCAAGGAGUGGCUGUUCGCAGCCUCAGCACAUCCUCCCCUCAUGAUCACCCAGAACAUGGAAGAUUAGUUUAUAAAGGAAAUUUGGCAAAGACAGUGUUGGGUGUGAAGUUUUUCUCUUAUUCCACCAGCAUAUUCAACCUGUUCAUGAUGCCCUACAUCAUGCUCAAAAGUGGUAUUGGAGUGGAAAGUUUGCUUGUCCAAGGUGCCUUUUAUGGGUUGAUUGGGAUUUUUACAUUUGUAACUCCGGUUACUUUGCAUCUCCUCACAAAAGGUUACGUGAUCCGGCUCUAUUAUAAAGAUGAAGUGGACACCUAUACAGCCAUUACCUACAAUGCCAUCUUGGCAGAAAAAGCAACUGUUUUCCAUCAGAAGGAUGUAAAGAUUCCAGACAUCUCCAAGAUGUUUACAACAUUUUAUGCUAAAACGAAGUCAAUGCUUGUUAAUCCUACACUUUUCCCAAAUCCUCAGGAUUAUAACCAUCUCAUGGGCUAUGACAAAUCCUCAGUUUUUAAAUUUGAGGAUUUAGAGGCAGUAAAGGAAGCUGAUGAAAGGAAAUAAUUUGAAGAUAAUGUCAGUGUUGUUGUCCAUAAUGCAGUACUAUAUAUAUGAAAGAAUGUAAAAAUCUAUUACACUUUAUUACACUUACUUAAGUAUCGAGUAGCUGGAGUUUUCUGUAUGCAUUUUGGAAUGUAUAAAGAGAGACACUUUUUAAAAAAUAUUGCAAACAAUGUGAGGAUUUCUUUAAUGACACAUAAAAUACAGUAAAAAAAGGAGAUGCUUAGCCCUGUCGUUUGCUUGUUUAUUCUUGGUUUGAUUGUUGGUUUUAGCUCUCCAGAGAACUGUAAAAUGCCUGAGCUGUGUGGCAGUCCCACCACCUCUGUGUCAGAAGACACUAAUUUCCUAUCAAGUAUGUAGUUAAGAUGUUAAGCUUUAAAUAUUAAUUGUACUUAAUCUGAAAAUACCAGGCUUUUUGUUGCUGCUGGUGAUGGGAUAAAGGGAGUGAUCGUGGCUUUGCUUUCCCUUUGUGAGACCAUCGGUAGCCAGGAGGAGUCUCUGGAAAGCAAACAGGUAUUCUUGUGAAUUGCUGCUACAACUCCCUGCCAGAGGAGAGAAGAACAUGGGGAGAAUGGCUGUGUAUAUAUAGAGCAGUAAGUUCUAGCUACUCAAAGGUACUCUGGUAAACUAAAGUCCCACUCCAAGCAACCCUGUCCCCAAAGGUGGAGGGCAAGAAGCUUCUCUUGGGCAUGGGAAAGCACUGUGACAUAAGAUUGGCUCUGUGAGCAUCCCACUGACAAGAGGUACUGUAUUUGAAUCAACAAAGAAAAUUGUAGCAGCUAGUGGUUAAAAUGCAUUCUGUCAGCAUUUAUGUAAGGUGGGGAAGCAAUCGUGCCUUUGAAGAACACACAUCUUGAUUUUCAGAUGACGAAAGCCACCUUUUACUCAACUUGAAAUGGGGAAUCUGGUCUUAGACUGGUUCUUCUCCCUUGAGUGUGUAGAAGUUGGAUUUAAAUUUUUUAGCUGAAGGCACAUAAACUGACAGAUACUUGUUUUCAAAGAACGAAGGGCCUUAAUAUUUUGAGACAUAAAAAUUACUGAAUUGAAAAAAACCCAAAAUUAGAAUUAAUCCUUUUGUAUUAACAGUGCCCUUUGUAAUAAGAAAAUCUGAUACUUGCUACUAGUCAUCCUGAUCCUGCAAAUAAAAAAAUGAUAGCUAACUUUCAAGCUGUUUCCUAAGUUGUAGCUGAAAAACUGUAUUUAAAAGUCUAAAUGUCUUCCAAUGCUAUUAUUUCAAAUUCCUUUUGUAGGAUGACACCACACAUGAUAAUUAACAAGGGUUUUGAAUGUUGCUUUUCUGACUGCCAUCGGUGUACUUGCUUAGUAAUUAAAAAGCAAAUUAUCCCAUCCCAAUAUUUUUGAGGCAGUUUUUUCGGGUUGGCACAACUGUAAUUUUAAAAGGGCGAUAAUGUCUUGUUAAGCCAGUAUCAUUCCAUGGCUAGCAAUAAUAUAUAAAUAAAAUUAUCAUAAAAUUAUAUGGAACAUGUGAGGUUCAAGUUAUUUUGAACAAACAAUUCUGAUCACCUGGUUGUACUACUUGUCCUCAUUGAAAUGAUGUUUUACACUUAUUUAAAAGUAAUCUUUGUCUGAUGCAUUCGCUCACUUCUUUUGGUGCUUGUUGCAUUGAAAGAUGAGGUUGGCUUGAUCUUCCAAUGACAAAUAUGGGGAGAACAGGAAAUAGAGUUUGCUGGAGAAGGUAAAGGAAAGGCCCCAAAAUUUAUAUAUAUGUACUCCAUAAGCAAUAUCAAAAUCCUCAUCUUUUCCUUCUAACUGCAAAAAGUUUUCAUUUCUAAAUUUGAGAUUUGGCCAAUUCAGAAUUAAGCAGCAAGAGUAAGAUAUCUCCAUGCCAGUGGCUAAAUUUCUGUCUAUGGAAGUUAAAUAUUAUUCUGCUCAUGUUCUGGUAGUGAAAAGCUAGUGAAGCUAGCAGGUGGCUUUCUGACACACAGAUGAUUAAAGAUAAUAUUAAAGAAUGCAGAAUUCUACCAGAAGAUAGGUGAUCAUUCUGGCUGGGAUGUAGUCUCAGAAAAAAUGCUUAAUACUUCCAAUGUGCAACUUGAAAAUAAUAGGAUAAUACUUUAAUAUUAGGAAAAAGAAGACCAGACUUACUGAAGAUACUCAAUAUUCUACUUGCUUUUGCUUUGUUUGCUGCUACACUUAGAUUGGAAUUGUAGGACCAUUUAGGUUGGAAAGGACCUCUAAGAUCAUUAACUCCAACCAUUAAGCCAGCACUGCCAGUUCCACCACUAAACCAUGUCCUUAAGUACCACAUUUAUGUAUCUUUUGGAUACCUUCUGGCAUAGUGACUCAACCACUUCCCCAGGGAGCCAUGCCAGUGCUUGACAGCCCUUUCAGUGAAAAAAUCUUUCCUAAUAUCCUGGCUAAACAUCCCCUGGUGCAACUUGAGACUGUUUCCUCUUGUCCUAUAUUGCUUGUUUCUUGGGAGAAGAGACAGAUCCCCACCUUGGUAGAACCUGCUUUCAGGUUGUAGAGACUGAUAAGAUCACUCCUGAGCCUCCUUCUCUCCAGACUGAACAACCCCAGUUCCCCCAGCUGUUUGUUCCUCAUAAGACUUGUGCUCCAGACCCUUCACCAGCUUCACUGCCCUUCUCUAGACACACUCAACACCUCAAUGUCCUUUGUGUUGUGAAGGGCCCAAAAAUGAACACAGAACUUGAGUAUACUUGCACAUAUUUGACUGGUUUAUAUUGUUGAGAGCAGUUAUUCACAUUAGAAUCAAAAUAAAGGAAGGGAAUUGUAAUCCAAAAAGACUUCCAAGAUGUGUUUCUUCUCUGCUCUGGGUUCUGAGCAGUCUGUCUUAAGGUAUUUUUUAGUGCAUUGUCUGCAUUUCCAGGUGGGAAGCUCUGAAAUGCUUUCUGUCUUUCUACAGUAGAAAAUGUGCAUAAAUCAGAACAGGCCCUUUUGUUACUCACAAAUCAUGCAAGGGAAUCAACUGUGGUGUGAGUGUUUCCAUAAACAAAUUACUACCAGGUAAUUCCCAAAGUCUGUUAGCUCCAUGUCUGUUUAACAACCCUAUUAAUUAUGUGAAUGACUAUUUUUUCUAGUGUAUUUUUCUUGAGUUUCACACACUUGGUGAAAACCAGUACUAAGUGCAGAACUAUUACUGCCUGCUAGCAUUUUCAUCCCUGGAAGUUGUUGAUAUUUCUUUGGGUAUAGGUAACUUGUACAUGAUAUGGAAGAAACUAUUUAUGAGAUCUAAAGAAUAUGCUUGUACGUGUGGAGGUUCUGAAGGAAAUACUGAUGUAGGAGCCCAGUUUUCUGAAAUAAAUGAUUUACAAAC